Oppiella nova is the source of this 4386-nucleotide messenger RNA. The record is from the annotation of a GenBank genome assembly. NCBI's taxonomy places the organism in Eukaryota, Metazoa, Arthropoda, Arachnida, Sarcoptiformes, Oppiidae.
AUGAAUUCCCAAUUGAUUUUUGGUCAGAAUUCCAAAGAAGAUAUUAGGAGUGAAGUGCAAACAAAUGAGUCUCCGAUGGAAAUGGACUCAAAUGAAAGUGUAAAAGACAGUUCAGUUGAAUGUCAUUCAGGAAUCGGUCGCAAAGUGCUUUGGAAGAGUUUCUUCUCAUUUUUGGGCGUUUUAUCCAAAUUCAAAAACCCAAAGGCUUUAUAUCGCGACAAAGAGCUGACAAAUAUUUGUCUCAAUUUAUUGAGUUCUCCCGACUCUGAGCUACAAAAGAAUGCAUUCAAUUGUAUCAUAAGUUAUAAGUAUUCAUAUUUGGAUGGAUUUCACGACAAUUUCUUGCGAUUAAUCGAUGAAAAGACAUUUAAAUCUGAAAUCAAUUCCCUUAUAUUGAAUUCAGAGGACGAGAAGAAUGUUCUUCAGGCGGAGAAUCGAUCGAUGAUUAUUCCGAUUCUUAUGCGAAUUCUUUACGGAAAAAUGAUGGCAACCAAUGGCACCAAAAGACACGGCAAGAAUAGUGCGGACUUCCGGCGCUCAAUAAUUCUCAAAGUGUUGUCCGCUUUCAACCAAAACGAACUCAUUUUGUUUUUGGACUUAAUAUUUGCGCCGAUUAUUGAAUUUGUUGGACACGACUAUCAAACUUUGGAUGAAAGCAUCAAAACAAAGCUAAGUCUUAAGGAAUGCAUACCUUUGCGCCAAUUGCAGGCUAUGAUCAAAACGUUAGACUUUGUUUUGAAACAUUUGGGAAACAACUCGCAAGCAAUCACUGCUUACAUAUUUAAAGUUUUAGUUGUUAUCUCCACUUUUGUCUCUCAAUUGUUAUCUGAAAAUCGCGACUCAAUUAAUGAUCACUCGAUUAUCCGUUUGAAAGACAUCCGAUCCAAUUGUCUGAAAAUUGGCAAAAUAUUCUUCGAGACAUUUGACGCAUACGACUACUCGAGCAUUGAAUUGGACGCACUCUUUGAAGGCCUCAAAACUAAAGAUAAAAAGGGAAAGAAAAGCAAAACUUCAGCGUUUAGUUCACAGGAACUGACUAUUCUUUCGCGACUCAGCGCUUAUGUCUCACAAUCGGACGAAAGCUUUAAAUUAAUAAUUCUUUUGAUUAAUAGCUUUGAUUUGAAGAGAAAUGACGAGCAAAAGGAAUUGCAAACAAUGCAAGCGUUGUCUCAUUUAGUGAAGAAUGUGGCAAAACUGGAUGUCACACAUGUCUUGAGAUCAUUGGUUCCAUUGUUUGGCAUAAUUCGCAACUCUUUUUCCCGAACACAACUCUGUCACACAUUUGAGACGUUAGCACAAAAUAUGGCAAUUCGUGAGUCGGCUUUGGAUGUAAUCAGAAAUGUUUUGAAGAAAUUUGAGGAAUUCGACGACAAUUAUCUCUUCAAUGUAUUGGUUAUUAAACUCUUGUUAUAUUCGACUAUAUCUAAAGGACUCAGGAAUAAGUCCGAAUCAAUUAGGCAUCAAAUGAUUGAAUUACUUGUUUCAUUGAUUGAAAUCAAUGGUCAAAGACAUGUGAUUCUCAAACAACUGUCACUUCUGUGUAAUAAAGAAGACGAAGAAAUAGAUUUUUGGCUGAAUAUAAAACACAUUCAAAUUCAUAGGAGAACUCGAGCACUGAAUCGUUUUGCCAAAAAUGAAGAUUUGCUAAAAAGUCUAUCGAAUAAGAUAUUCUCCGACUUCUUGAUUCCGUUGACCACAAACUUUCUGAAAGAUGUUCAGUACAGCAAACAGACAGCACUGAUGAAUGCAUCGGUUGAAGCUAUCGGCGCCUUCUCUAAGCACAUCCAUUGGAAUAAAUACUAUUUUAUUCUCAAAUACUAUGUCAAUCAACUGAUCCAACAAAAAGGCGAUCAGAAAAUGAAUAUAAAAGUUAUUUCUUCUAUUUUGGAUAACUUUUCUUUCGAUGCAUCCAAUCGUUGUAAUGAAGAAGAGAUCCCAACCGAUGAAGAAAUGGAAACUAAUGUCAAAUCAUUGAAUACCAGUAAUGUCUUGCCCUCUAAUGAUAAGAUAUAUGACUCGGCUGUCAAUCAUUUAUUACCGCUUCUGCAUAAGUGUUUGCAUCAAAAGUCACAAAUAGAUUAUGCGUUCGACUCCAUGAAGAAUGAGUACUCAGAAGACGAUGAGAUCCAAAGAGUUCCCAUCGCUUUGGCUAUAAUUAAUCAACAAGUCUUAAAGUCAAACAUAUCGAGUGUUUUCCUACGUUUGUGUCAAUUCUUGCAGUCGAGGACUCAGAGUAUAAGGGAUUUGGCGAGAAAUACAUUCGUUAAAGUGAUGGAGUGUUUGGGCCCUAAAUAUGUGGCGAAUGCUCUCAAAGAAAUGCGUUCAUCGCUUUCCAAAGGAUAUCAAAGGCAUGUCUUUGUUUACUCCGUUUAUACCAUUCUUGCGAGUCUUAGACCGCAAUUAAAAUGUGGAGAUUUGGACAAUUGUUUGGAUACUUUGCUCGAAGUGUGCUCUUUAGAGCUCUUUGGAAAUCUAUCGGAAGAGAAGGAGGUCUCGCAGAUCACCACUAAAUUAAAAGAAGCGAAAAAAUGCAAAACAACAGUUGUAUCACAAGAUUGUUUGCCUCAAUUGUUAGCGCCGCUAAAAACAACACUACUGGGCGCUCAUAACCAUAAAGUUGUGAGAAAAGUAUCUCAAAGUCUUAGUAAAGUGGGUCAGGGGUUGGUAUCAAACUCCGGGCUAACUCACGAAGCGCUUAUAAAAUUCAUUUAUGACUUAACUAAUGAUACGCUUUUAGAGCGACGGUUGAAAUUAGAUAACAAUUUGAAUGACACGCCAAAGAAGAGCGAAAACAAAAGGAUCGAUUCGCGUCUUAUUGUAAAACCCAUUUACCAGAGAUCCGAAAAAGUAUCCAAAAUCGGUGAGACAUCCAACUCACACGUUAUCAUUGAAUUUGCGCUAAUCAAACAAAAGCGGAUCCAAACUUCAAAUGAAGAACAUUUAGCACUUCUGGACCCCUUUAUUCCUCUAUUGGAAACAAUAUUGGAUUCAAAAGAUGCCAAACUGGCCACACUUUCAUUGCAAUCCCUUUUCCUAAUGUAUACCAAGUUCUCAGAUUUACCCGCAUUUGCAACUCAUUCGGAAAGUAUAAUGAAAACUAUAUUUGUUUUGCUCAACAAAUACGCCAAAUUCGGGAUCAGUGACAGAGAGGACGAUAACGUGCAACUCGUUGUGCUUUGCUUUAAGACUUUGAGUCUCUUUAUCAAAGACAGGACUGAUGUCCACAUUAAUGACGAACAGAUGGCCGUUCUCUUGUCAUACGUCGAUCAGGACUUACACAACGACUCGCAUCAGUCGACGGUCUUUAUUAUAUUGAAGUCCAUUAUUCAUCGCAAAUAUAGUUCACAUGCUUUUCAUCGUAUUAUGAAGAAUGUGACCGAAAUGUCCAUUACAUCACAGAUUGAUUCCGUUCGCAGUACUUGCAGUCAAUUGUGUGUCAAAUAUCUGACAGAAUAUUCUCAGGCAAACCAUUUGACUAAACGAAUCAAUUUCUUCAUCCGACACCUCGAAUACGAGAAGACGUCGGGCCGGGAGUCGGCCCUCUAUGUACUCAAUCAUCUCAUCUCAGAACUAAGUUAUGAAUAUUUGCGCCAAAAUAUAGCCGUCUUUUUUGUUCCCCUUUCCUCGCGAUUAGUCAAUGAGACUGAGAGUGAGGCCAAGAAAUUAGUGGCCGAUUCACUCACCAAACUCUUGAGACGACUCACGCAAACAGAUAGAAGUGAUUUGUUUAAUGAUAUGAUUAUUCCGUGGCUUAAAUCUGAACCACUUCUGCAAACACUGUUAGCCUCACACCUCUGCUCUUUGUUUAUGUCAGUCGAGAACAAAGACUUCUUGAAUCGAUUGCCAAAUCCGUCCCGAUAUGACAGUUCUAUAAACACGGAUACCGGUGCCGCAAAGAGUGCCGAUAUCGACCCGCAAUUCAUUAAGAAAAGUCAGUUCAUCGAUGAUGUGAACGCAAUAUUAGAUUAUUAUGAAUUGAAAAAUAGCCCACAUCUCACACAAAAGCGUGUUUGUGUUAUCAAAUGGAUGGCAGCGGUAGCCGUCGAGUUGGCCACCGAUCGAUUGGAGCAGUUUUUGCCAAACUUUUUGCCACUUCUUUGUCGUGAAGAGUCUAAUGGUGACAACUCGACCGAAAAUGAAGUGCUCGUUCUCACCAAACAAGUCCUCCAACUCUUCAAGAAUAUUAUAGGAACUGAAAAGUUCAGCGAAUUUUAUACGAAAGCGAGAACUGAGUUGACUCUCAAAAGACUUGACCGCAAGAAAAGCCAUGCGAUUCAGUCGGUGAAUGAUGUGAUGAAGAGUUCGAAACGAAAAAUAGAGAAACACAACAAAAACAAGAUCUCGAAGAAGAGAAAACAUUCAAAUCUAAAGUCAAAAUUCAAUUGA